UCGCUCCUGCUGGAGCCGGCCGCCUCCAUGGCCUCCCGACAGGCCGGGCCGGGCCGCGGAAGGUCCUAGGAACCGGGAUUCCGGGAAGCAGGGAGCAUGGUGGGGGUCUUGGCCAUGGCGGCGGCAGCUGCUCCCCCUCCGGUGAAAGACUACGGGAAUGAGGCAAGCAAGAAGCGAGGGACAGUCGAUGACAGGACUUCUUGGAAAACAGUCCCCAAAUAUUUAUCACCAAUGGGGAAGACUGGAGACAGGGUUUUCUCUCCACCCAAAUCCAGUAAUAUUCUGGAUUAUUUUAGAAAGACUUUACCCACAAAUGAGAAAACUCAGACAGCAAAAAAGUACAAGAUAAAGUCAUCCACACCGUUGCCUGCUGACCGUGACAAAGACUGUAAAACACCUUUGGAAAUGUCCUCAAAUACAGAGAAUAAGAAGAGAGGAAAGAGACUUAAUUUAUCUCAUCAACUAAGUCAUAUUAAAACUGAAAAUGAAUCUGCAAUUGAAAUUAACAGUGAUGAUAGCAGGGAAGACUCCAGUUUAAGUAACAAUUUUGUGGAAAGUAGUACUUCUGCUUUACUCUAUAAGAAACAUGUCGAGGUACUUGCAGAAAGUAUUCAAGAUACCAAAAAACAAUCAAGCACUAUGACCUCCAAAGAAAGUUCUAAGAAAGUAAGUCCUAAACAAGAGCCCUCAAAAACUGAUCGCAGCAAAUUGAGGAAAAGGAAGCACAGAGAGAUAAUAGAUCUAUCUGGAAGUUUACCCUUAGCAGAGGAACUAAAUCUCCUUAAAAGAGAUGGUAAUGAUAGUAAACAGAUAAUGCCUUCCCUAACUAACGAAAUUGAAAAUACUGCAAAUGAUGCAGAAUCUAGAGAUAAUCUAACUAAAACAGCCCAGUUAAAUGAUAGUACAAUAACUGUCUCAUAUGAGGAAUUUUUAAAAAGUCACAACGGAAGUAAAGUAGAACAGGCACCAGACUCUACAGUGUCUAUUUGUAUUCCUUCUGAAACUGUUGACGAUGCAGCCAAAAGUGGUUGUAUGACUGACCCAGAAACCUAUGAGAUUUCCCAACAGGUCCGCUUUAAGACAGUCACUGUUGUUGCACAAGUUCACCCCAUCCCCCAAGAAAAGACAGGGCAAAUACCCUCAACUUUCUUGAAACAAAAGCAGGUGGAAAUGGAAAAUAGUCUGUCUCAUCCUAAGAAUGAACAGACGAUUCAGAAAAGAAGAUCUAAUGUCGUUAUAUAUGAGGAAGAACUAGAAUUGACAGUGUUGGAAGCUGGAGGUUCUGAAGCUGUGAAACCAAGAUGCACUCUAGAAGAAAGACAGCAGUUUAUGAAAGCAUUUAGGCAGCCAACAUCAGAUGCACUUAAACAUGGAGUCAAAAAGUCUUCUGAUAAGCAGAAAGAGCUCAAUGAAAAAUCUUUAAAUGAGGAAGGAAGAGACAAUAAUUCUAAAAACAUCAUGGAAAAUCCUAAUAUCCAAAUGGUUUCAAAUAAUGGCAAUUCACAGACACAUGCUGAUAAAGGAGGUUUUCCUAAGGAGAAAAGUAAAAAGCUGAAGAAAAAGAAUAAAAAAAUCUUAGAUACUGGUGCUAUUCCAGGUGAAAAUAGAGAGAGAAACAGUCAAGAGAAAGAAUCAACUUUUUCCUUUAAAGAGAAACAAAAUCAAAAAUGGCUUAGAAGGAUUUUAAGACAAAAGAAAACAGACGUUUUCAAAAACGGCACAUUACUUAACAGCAAAAACCUUGUUUGUGAAGGUGCAGCCGAUGAUGACCCUCCAAAAAUUUCCUCUCCGUGUAGCAAUAAGUCUCCAAGAAAAACUGGCAUACCAGUUAAGGAUAAGGUUAUACACUCUAAAGCUGAGACUGAAGACAGCUCGGUAUAUGUUUCUACACCUAAACAAAGCAGCAGCACACCUGCUACAGUCAUCGUUAGAGGUACUGAUUCUGAAGACGCACAAGACGAUAGUCCAGUAAAAGCUUCCACUCCAAAAGCAGCGAACUUACCAGGGAAGCGUAGCUUAUAUACGGCGGAAUUAAUAACAGUAUCCUCUGAUUCAGAGAGUCCUAUUAGAAUGAAAUUCACCAGAAUUAGGACUCCCAAAAAAUCUAAGAAAAGGUCUAAGAAAUCUGAAGCAGCUGAUGAAGAUUUUGAGUCUCCGACUAGAAAGGCAAGCAAGAAGCGAGGGACAGUCGAUGACAGGACUUCUUGGAAAACAGUCCCCAAAUAUUUAUCACCAAUGGGGAAGACUGGAGACAGGGUUUUCUCUCCACCCAAAUCCAGUAAUAUUCUGGAUUAUUUUAGAAAGACUUUACCCACAAAUGAGAAAACUCAGACAGCAAAAAAGUACAAGAUAAAGUCAUCCACACCGUUGCCUGCUGACCGUGACAAAGACUGUAAAACACCUUUGGAAAUGUCCUCAAAUACAGAGAAUAAGAAGAGAGGAAAGAGACUUAAUUUAUCUCAUCAACUAAGUCAUAUUAAAACUGAAAAUGAAUCUGCAAUUGAAAUUAACAGUGAUGAUAGCAAGGAAGACUCCAGUUUAAGUAACAAUUUUGUGGAAAGUAGUACUUCUGCUUUACUCUAUAAGAAACAUGUCGAGGUACUUGCAGAAAGUAUUCAAGAUACCAAAAAACAAUCAAGCACUAUGACCUCCAAAGAAAGUUCUAAGAAAGUAAGUCCUAAACAAGAGCCCUCAAAAACUGAUCUCAGCAAAUUGAGGAAAAGGAAUCACAGAGAGAUAAUAGAUCCAUCUGAUAGUUUACCCUUAGCAGAGGAACUAAAUCUCCUUAAAAGAGAUGGUAAUGAUAGUAAACAGAUAAUGCCUUCCCUAACUAACGAAAUUGAAAAUACUGCAAAUGAUGCAGAAUCUAGAGAUAAUCUAACUAAAACAGCCCAGUUAAAUGAUAGUACAAUAACUGUCUCAUAUGAGGAAUUUUUAAAAAGUCACAACGAAAGUAAAGUAGAACAGGCACCAGACUCUACAGUGUCUAUUUGUAUUCCUUCUGAAACUGUUGACGAUGCAGCCAAAAGUGGUUGUAUGACUGACCCAGAAACCUAUGAGAUUUCCCAACAGGUCCGCUUUAAGACAGUCACUGUUGUUGCACAAGUUCACCCCAUCCCCCAAGAAAAGACAGGGCAAAUACCCUCAACUUUCUUGAAACAAAAGCAGGUGGAAAUGGAAAAUAGUCUGUCUCAUCCUAAGAAUGAACAGACGAUUCAGAAAAGAAGAUCUAAUGUCGUUAUAUAUGAGGAAGAACUAGAAUUGACAGUGUUGGAAGCUGGAGGUUCUGAAGCUGUGAAACCAAGAUGCACUCUAGAAGAAAGACAGCAGUUUAUGAAAGCAUUUAGGCAGCCAACAUCAGAUGCACUUAAACAUGGAGUCAAAAAGUCUUCUGAUAAGCAGAAAGAGCUCAAUGAAAAAUCUUUAAAUGAGGAAGGAAGAGACAAUAAUUCUAAAAACAUCAUGGAAAAUCCUAAUAUCCAAAUGGUUUCAAAUAAUGGCAAUUCACAGACACAUGCUGAUAAAGGAGGUUUUCCUAAGGAGAAAAGUAAAAAGCUGAAGAAAAAGAAUAAAAAAAUCUUAGAUACUGGUGCUAUUCCAGGUGAAAAUAGAGAGAGAAACAGUCAAGAGAAAGAAUCAACUUUUUCCUUUAAAGAGAAACAAAAUCAAAAAUGGCUUAGAAGGAUUUUAAGACAAAAGAAAACAGACGUUUUCAAAAACGGCACAUUACUUAACAGCAAAAACCUUGUUUGUGAAGGUGCAGCCGAUGAUGACCCUCCAAAAAUUUCCUCUCCGUGUAGCAAUAAGUCUCCAAGAAAAACUGGCAUACCAGUUAAGGAUAAGGUUAUACACUCUAAAGCUGAGACUGAAGACAGCUCGGUAUAUGUUUCUACACCGAAACAAAGCAGCAGCACACCUGCUACAGUCAUCGUUAGAGGUACUGAUUCUGAAGACGCACAAGACGAUAGUCCAGUAAAAGCUUCCACUCCAAAAGCAGCGAACUUACCAGGGAAGCGUAGCUUAUAUACGGCGGAAUUAAUAACAGUAUCCUCUGAUUCAGAGAGUCCUAUUAGAAUGAAAUUCACCAGAAUUAGGACUCCCAAAAAAUCUAAGAAAAGGUCUAAGAAAUCUGAAGCAGCUGAUGAAGAUUUUGAGUCUCCGACUAGAAAGGCAAGCAAGAAGCGAGGGACAGUCGAUGACAGGACUUCUUGGAAAACAGUCCCCAAAUAUUUAUCACCAAUGGGGAAGACUGGAGACAGGGUUUUCUCUCCACCCAAAUCCAGUAAUAUUCUGGAUUAUUUUAGAAAGACUUUACCCACAAAUGAGAAAACUCAGACAGCAAAAAAGUACAAGAUAAAGUCAUCCACACCGUUGCCUGCUGACCGUGACAAAGACUGUAAAACACCUUUGGAAAUGUCCUCAAAUACAGAGAAUAAGAAGAGAGGAAAGAGACUUAAUUUAUCUCAUCAACUAAGUCAUAUUAAAACUGAAAAUGAAUCUGCAAUUGAAAUUAACAGUGAUGAUAGCAAGGAAGACUCCAGUUUAAGUAACAAUUUUGUGGAAAGUAGUACUUCUGCUUUACUCUAUAAGAAACAUGUCGAGGUACUUGCAGAAAGUAUUCAAGAUACCAAAAAACAAUCAAGCACUAUGACCUCCAAAGAAAGUUCUAAGAAAGUAAGUCCUAAACAAGAGCCCUCAAAAACUGAUCUCAGCAAAUUGAGGAAAAGGAAUCACAGAGAGAUAAUAGAUCCAUCUGAUAGUUUACCCUUAGCAGAGGAACUAAAUCUCCUUAAAAGAGAUGGUAAUGAUAGUAAACAGAUAAUGCCUUCCCUAACUAACGAAAUUGAAAAUACUGCAAAUGAUGCAGAAUCUAGAGAUAAUCUAACUAAAACAGCCCAGUUAAAUGAUAGUACAAUAACUGUCUCAUAUGAGGAAUUUUUAAAAAGUCACAACGAAAGUAAAGUAGAACAGGCACCAGACUCUACAGUGUCUAUUUGUAUUCCUUCUGAAACUGUUGACGAUGCAGCCAAAAGUGGUUGUAUGACUGACCCAGAAACCUAUGAGAUUUCCCAACAGGUCCGCUUUAAGACAGUCACUGUUGUUGCACAAGUUCACCCCAUCCCCCAAGAAAAGACAGGGCAAAUACCCUCAACUUUCUUGAAACAAAAGCAGGUGGAAAUGGAAAAUAGUCUGUCUCAUCCUAAGAAUGAACAGACGAUUCAGAAAAGAAGAUCUAAUGUCGUUAUAUAUGAGGAAGAACUAGAAUUGACAGUGUUGGAAGCUGGAGGUUCUGAAGCUGUGAAACCAAGAUGCACUCUAGAAGAAAGACAGCAGUUUAUGAAAGCAUUUAGGCAGCCAACAUCAGAUGCACUUAAACAUGGAGUCAAAAAGUCUUCUGAUAAGCAGAAAGAGCUCAAUGAAAAAUCUUUAAAUGAGGAAGGAAGAGACAAUAAUUCUAAAAACAUCAUGGAAAAUCCUAAUAUCCAAAUGGUUUCAAAUAAUGGCAAUUCACAGACACAUGCUGAUAAAGGAGGUUUUCCUAAGGAGAAAAGUAAAAAGCUGAAGAAAAAGAAUAAAAAAAUCUUAGAUACUGGUGCUAUUCCAGGUGAAAAUAGAGAGAGAAACAGUCAAGAGAAAGAAUCAACUUUUUCCUUUAAAGAGAAACAAAAUCAAAAAUGGCUUAGAAGGAUUUUAAGACAAAAGAAAACAGACGUUUUCAAAAACGGCACAUUACUUAACAGCAAAAACCUUGUUUGUGAAGGUGCAGCCGAUGAUGACCCUCCAAAAAUUUCCUCUCCGUGUAGCAAUAAGUCUCCAAGAAAAACUGGCAUACCAGUUAAGGAUAAGGUUAUACACUCUAAAGCUGAGACUGAAGACAGCUCGGUAUAUGUUUCUACACCGAAACAAAGCAGCAGCACACCUGCUACAGUCAUCGUUAGAGGUACUGAUUCUGAAGACGCACAAGACGAUAGUCCAGUAAAAGCUUCCACUCCAAAAGCAGCGAACUUACCAGGGAAGCGUAGCUUAUAUACGGCGGAAUUAAUAACAGUAUCCUCUGAUUCAGAGAGUCCUAUUAGAAUGAAAUUCACCAGAAUUAGGACUCCCAAAAAAUCUAAGAAAAGGUCUAAGAAAUCUGAAGCAGCUGAUGAAGAUUUUGAGUCUCCGACUAGAAAGGCAAGCAAGAAGCGAGGGACAGUCGAUGACAGGACUUCUUGGAAAACAGUCCCCAAAUAUUUAUCACCAAUGGGGAAGACUGGAGACAGGGUUUUCUCUCCACCCAAAUCCAGUAAUAUUCUGGAUUAUUUUAGAAAGACUUUACCCACAAAUGAGAAAACUCAGACAGCAAAAAAGUACAAGAUAAAGUCAUCCACACCGUUGCCUGCUGACCGUGACAAAGACUGUAAAACACCUUUGGAAAUGUCCUCAAAUACAGAGAAUAAGAAGAGAGGAAAGAGACUUAAUUUAUCUCAUCAACUAAGUCAUAUUAAAACUGAAAAUGAAUCUGCAAUUGAAAUUAACAGUGAUGAUAGCAAGGAAGACUCCAGUUUAAGUAACAAUUUUGUGGAAAGUAGUACUUCUGCUUUACUCUAUAAGAAACAUGUCGAGGUACUUGCAGAAAGUAUUCAAGAUACCAAAAAACAAUCAAGCACUAUGACCUCCAAAGAAAGUUCUAAGAAAGUAAGUCCUAAACAAGAGCCCUCAAAAACUGAUCUCAGCAAAUUGAGGAAAAGGAAUCACAGAGAGAUAAUAGAUCCAUCUGAUAGUUUACCCUUAGCAGAGGAACUAAAUCUCCUUAAAAGAGAUGGUAAUGAUAGUAAACAGAUAAUGCCUUCCCUAACUAACGAAAUUGAAAAUACUGCAAAUGAUGCAGAAUCUAGAGAUAAUCUAACUAAAACAGCCCAGUUAAAUGAUAGUACAAUAACUGUCUCAUAUGAGGAAUUUUUAAAAAGUCACAACGAAAGUAAAGUAGAACAGGCACCAGACUCUACAGUGUCUAUUUGUAUUCCUUCUGAAACUGUUGACGAUGCAGCCAAAAGUGGUUGUAUGACUGACCCAGAAACCUAUGAGAUUUCCCAACAGGUCCGCUUUAAGACAGUCACUGUUGUUGCACAAGUUCACCCCAUCCCCCAAGAAAAGACAGGGCAAAUACCCUCAACUUUCUUGAAACAAAAGCAGGUGGAAAUGGAAAAUAGUCUGUCUCAUCCUAAGAAUGAACAGACGAUUCAGAAAAGAAGAUCUAAUGUCGUUAUAUAUGAGGAAGAACUAGAAUUGACAGUGUUGGAAGCUGGAGGUUCUGAAGCUGUGAAACCAAGAUGCACUCUAGAAGAAAGACAGCAGUUUAUGAAAGCAUUUAGGCAGCCAACAUCAGAUGCACUUAAACAUGGAGUCAAAAAGUCUUCUGAUAAGCAGAAAGAGCUCAAUGAAAAAUCUUUAAAUGAGGAAGGAAGAGACAAUAAUUCUAAAAACAUCAUGGAAAAUCCUAAUAUCCAAAUGGUUUCAAAUAAUGGCAAUUCACAGACACAUGCUGAUAAAGGAGGUUUUCCUAAGGAGAAAAGUAAAAAGCUGAAGAAAAAGAAUAAAAAAAUCUUAGAUACUGGUGCUAUUCCAGGUGAAAAUAGAGAGAGAAACAGUCAAGAGAAAGAAUCAACUUUUUCCUUUAAAGAGAAACAAAAUCAAAAAUGGCUUAGAAGGAUUUUAAGACAAAAGAAAACAGACGUUUUCAAAAACGGCACAUUACUUAACAGCAAAAACCUUGUUUGUGAAGGUGCAGCCGAUGAUGACCCUCCAAAAAUUUCCUCUCCGUGUAGCAAUAAGUCUCCAAGAAAAACUGGCAUACCAGUUAAGGAUAAGGUUAUACACUCUAAAGCUGAGACUGAAGACAGCUCGGUAUAUGUUUCUACACCGAAACAAAGCAGCAGCACACCUGCUACAGUCAUCGUUAGAGGUACUGAUUCUGAAGACGCACAAGACGAUAGUCCAGUAAAAGCUUCCACUCCAAAAGCAGCGAACUUACCAGGGAAGCGUAGCUUAUAUACGGCGGAAUUAAUAACAGUAUCCUCUGAUUCAGAGAGUCCUAUUAGAAUGAAAUUCACCAGAAUUAGGACUCCCAAAAAAUCUAAGAAAAGGUCUAAGAAAUCUGAAGCAGCUGAUGAAGAUUUUGAGUCUCCGACUAGAAAGGCAAGCAAGAAGCGAGGGACAGUCGAUGACAGGACUUCUUGGAAAACAGUCCCCAAAUAUUUAUCACCAAUGGGGAAGACUGGAGACAGGGUUUUCUCUCCACCCAAAUCCAGUAAUAUUCUGGAUUAUUUUAGAAAGACUUUACCCACAAAUGAGAAAACUCAGACAGCAAAAAAGUACAAGAUAAAGUCAUCCACACCGUUGCCUGCUGACCGUGACAAAGACUGUAAAACACCUUUGGAAAUGUCCUCAAAUACAGAGAAUAAGAAGAGAGGAAAGAGACUUAAUUUAUCUCAUCAACUAAGUCAUAUUAAAACUGAAAAUGAAUCUGCAAUUGAAAUUAACAGUGAUGAUAGCAAGGAAGACUCCAGUUUAAGUAACAAUUUUGUGGAAAGUAGUACUUCUGCUUUACUCUAUAAGAAACAUGUCGAGGUACUUGCAGAAAGUAUUCAAGAUACCAAAAAACAAUCAAGCACUAUGACCUCCAAAGAAAGUUCUAAGAAAGUAAGUCCUAAACAAGAGCCCUCAAAAACUGAUCUCAGCAAAUUGAGGAAAAGGAAUCACAGAGAGAUAAUAGAUCUAUCUGAUAGUUUACCCUUAGCAGAGGAACUAAAUCUCCUUAAAAGAGAUGGUAAUGAUAGUAAACAGAUAAUGCCUUCCCUAACUAACGAAAUUGAAAAUACUGCAAAUGAUGCAGAAUCUAGAGAUAAUCUAACUAAAACAGCCCAGUUAAAUGAUAGUACAAUAACUGUCUCAUAUGAGGAAUUUUUAAAAAGUCACAACGAAAGUAAAGUAGAACAGGCACCAGACUCUACAGUGUCUAUUUGUAUUCCUUCUGAAACUGUUGACGAUGCAGCCAAAAGUGGUUGUAUGACUGACCCAGAAACCUAUGAGAUUUCCCAACAGGUCCGCUUUAAGACAGUCACUGUUGUUGCACAAGUUCACCCCAUCCCCCAAGAAAAGACAGGGCAAAUACCCUCAACUUUCUUGAAACAAAAGCAGGUGGAAAUGGAAAAUAGUCUGUCUCAUCCUAAGAAUGAACAGACGAUUCAGAAAAGAAGAUCUAAUGUCGUUAUAUAUGAGGAAGAACUAGAAUUGACAGUGUUGGAAGCUGGAGGUUCUGAAGCUGUGAAACCAAGAUGCACUCUAGAAGAAAGACAGCAGUUUAUGAAAGCAUUUAGGCAGCCAACAUCAGAUGCACUUAAACAUGGAGUCAAAAAGUCUUCUGAUAAGCAGAAAGAGCUCAAUGAAAAAUCUUUAAAUGAGGAAGGAAGAGACAAUAAUUCUAAAAACAUCAUGGAAAAUCCUAAUAUCCAAAUGGUUUCAAAUAAUGGCAAUUCACAGACACAUGCUGAUAAAGGAGGUUUUCCUAAGGAGAAAAGUAAAAAGCUGAAGAAAAAGAAUAAAAAAAUCUUAGAUACUGGUGCUAUUCCAGGUGAAAAUAGAGAGAGAAACAGUCAAGAGAAAGAAUCAACUUUUUCCUUUAAAGAGAAACAAAAUCAAAAAUGGCUUAGAAGGAUUUUAAGACAAAAGAAAACAGACGUUUUCAAAAACGGCACAUUACUUAACAGCAAAAACCUUGUUUGUGAAGGUGCAGCCGAUGAUGACCCUCCAAAAAUUUCCUCUCCGUGUAGCAAUAAGUCUCCAAGAAAAACUGGCAUACCAGUUAAGGAUAAGGUUAUACACUCUAAAGCUGAGACUGAAGACAGCUCGGUAUAUGUUUCUACACCGAAACAAAGCAGCAGCACACCUGCUACAGUCAUCGUUAGAGGUACUGAUUCUGAAGACGCACAAGACGAUAGUCCAGUAAAAGCUUCCACUCCAAAAGCAGCGAACUUACCAGGGAAGCGUAGCUUAUAUACGGCGGAAUUAAUAACAGUAUCCUCUGAUUCAGAGAGUCCUAUUAGAAUGAAAUUCACCAGAAUUAGGACUCCCAAAAAAUCUAAGAAAAGGUCUAAGAAAUCUGAAGCAGCUGAUGAAGAUUUUGAGUCUCCGACUAGAAAGGCAAGCAAGAAGCGAGGGACAGUCGAUGACAGGACUUCUUGGAAAACAGUCCCCAAAUAUUUAUCACCAAUGGGGAAGACUGGAGACAGGGUUUUCUCUCCACCCAAAUCCAGUAAUAUUCUGGAUUAUUUUAGAAAGACUUUACCCACAAAUGAGAAAACUCAGACAGCAAAAAAGUACAAGAUAAAGUCAUCCACACCGUUGCCUGCUGACCGUGACAAAGACUGUAAAACACCUUUGGAAAUGUCCUCAAAUACAGAGAAUAAGAAGAGAGGAAAGAGACUUAAUUUAUCUCAUCAACUAAGUCAUAUUAAAACUGAAAAUGAAUCUGCAAUUGAAAUUAACAGUGAUGAUAGCAAGGAAGACUCCAGUUUAAGUAACAAUUUUGUGGAAAGUAGUACUUCUGCUUUACUCUAUAAGAAACAUGUCGAGGUACUUGCAGAAAGUAUUCAAGAUACCAAAAAACAAUCAAGCACUAUGACCUCCAAAGAAAGUUCUAAGAAAGUAAGUCCUAAACAAGAGCCCUCAAAAACUGAUCUCAGCAAAUUGAGGAAAAGGAAUCACAGAGAGAUAAUAGAUCCAUCUGAUAGUUUACCCUUAGCAGAGGAACUAAAUCUCCUUAAAAGAGAUGGUAAUGAUAGUAAACAGAUAAUGCCUUCCCUAACUAACGAAAUUGAAAAUACUGCAAAUGAUGCAGAAUCUAGAGAUAAUCUAACUAAAACAGCCCAGUUAAAUGAUAGUACAAUAACUGUCUCAUAUGAGGAAUUUUUAAAAAGUCACAACGAAAGUAAAGUAGAACAGGCACCAGACUCUACAGUGUCUAUUUGUAUUCCUUCUGAAACUGUUGACGAUGCAGCCAAAAGUGGUUGUAUGACUGACCCAGAAACCUAUGAGAUUUCCCAACAGGUCCGCUUUAAGACAGUCACUGUUGUUGCACAAGUUCACCCCAUCCCCCAAGAAAAGACAGGGCAAAUACCCUCAACUUUCUUGAAACAAAAGCAGGUGGAAAUGGAAAAUAGUCUGUCUCAUCCUAAGAAUGAACAGACGAUUCAGAAAAGAAGAUCUAAUGUCGUUAUAUAUGAGGAAGAACUAGAAUUGACAGUGUUGGAAGCUGGAGGUUCUGAAGCUGUGAAACCAAGAUGCACUCUAGAAGAAAGACAGCAGUUUAUGAAAGCAUUUAGGCAGCCAACAUCAGAUGCACUUAAACAUGGAGUCAAAAAGUCUUCUGAUAAGCAGAAAGAGCUCAAUGAAAAAUCUUUAAAUGAGGAAGGAAGAGACAAUAAUUCUAAAAACAUCAUGGAAAAUCCUAAUAUCCAAAUGGUUUCAAAUAAUGGCAAUUCACAGACACAUGCUGAUAAAGGAGGUUUUCCUAAGGAGAAAAGUAAAAAGCUGAAGAAAAAGAAUAAAAAAAUCUUAGAUACUGGUGCUAUUCCAGGUGAAAAUAGAGAGAGAAAUAGUCAAGAGAAAGAAUCAACUUUUUCCUUUAAAGAGAAACAAAAUCAAAAAUGGCUUAGAAGGAUUUUAAGACAAAAGAAAACAGACGUUUUCAAAAACGGCACAUUACUUAACAGCAAAAACCUUGUUUGUGAAGGUGCAGCCGAUGAUGACCCUCCAAAAAUUUCCUCUCCGUGUAGCAAUAAGUCUCCAAGAAAAACUGGCAUACCAGUUAAGGAUAAGGUUAUACACUCUAAAGCUGAGACUGAAGACAGCUCGGUAUAUGUUUCUACACCGAAACAAAGCAGCAGCACACCUGCUACAGUCAUCGUUAGAGGUACUGAUUCUGAAGACGCACAAGACGAUAGUCCAGUAAAAGCUUCCACUCCAAAAGCAGCGAACUUACCAGGGAAGCGUAGCUUAUAUACGGCGGAAUUAAUAACAGUAUCCUCUGAUUCAGAGAGUCCUAUUAGAAUGAAAUUCACCAGAAUUAGGACUCCCAAAAAAUCUAAGAAAAGGUCUAAGAAAUCUGAAGCAGCUGAUGAAGAUUUUGAGUCUCCGACUAGAAAGGCAAGCAAGAAGCGAGGGACAGUCGAUGACAGGACUUCUUGGAAAACAGUCCCCAAAUAUUUAUCACCAAUGGGGAAGACUGGAGACAGGGUUUUCUCUCCACCCAAAUCCAGUAAUAUUCUGGAUUAUUUUAGAAAGACUUUACCCACAAAUGAGAAAACUCAGACAGCAAAAAAGUACACGAUAAAGUCAUCCACACCGUUGCCUGCUGACAGUGACAAAGACUGUAAAACACCUUUGGAAAUGUCCUCAAAUACAGAGAAUAAGAAGAGAGGAAAGAGACUUAAUUUAUCUCAUCAACUAAGUCAUAUUAAAACUGAAAAUGAAUCUGCAAUUGAAAUUAACAGUGAUGAUAGCAAGGAAGACUCCAGUUUAAGUAACAAUUUUGUGGAAAGUAGUACUUCUGCUUUACUCUAUAAGAAACAUGUCGAGGUACUUGCAGAAAGUAUUCAAGAUACCAAAAAACAAUCAAGCACUAUGACCUCCAAAGAAAGUUCUAAGAAAGUAAGUCCUAAACAAGAGCCCUCAAAAACUGAUCUCAGCAAAUUGAGGAAAAGGAAUCACAGAGAGAUAAUAGAUCUAUCUGAAAGUUUACCCUUAGCAGAGGAACUAAAUCUCCUUAAAAGAGAUGGUAAUGAUAGUAAACAGAUAAUGCCUUCCCUAACUAACGAAAUUGAAAAUACUGCAAAUGAUGCAGAAUCUAGAGAUAAUCUAACUAAAACAGCCCAGUUAAAUGAUAGUACAAUAACUGUCUCAUAUGAGGAAUUUUUAAAAAGUCACAACGAAAGUAAAGUAGAACAGGCACCAGACUCUACAGUGUCUAUUUGUAUUCCUUCUGAAACUGUUGACGAUGCAGCCAAAAGUGGUUGUAUGACUGACCCAGAAACCUAUGAGAUUUCCCAACAGGUCCGCUUUAAGACAGUCACUGUUGUUGCACAAGUUCACCCCAUCCCCCAAGAAAAGACAGGGCAAAUACCCUCAACUUUCUUGAAACAAAAGCAGGUGGAAAUGGAAAAUAGUCUGUCUCAUCCUAAGAAUGAACAGACGAUUCAGAAAAGAAGAUCUAAUGUCGUUAUAUAUGAGGAAGAACUAGAAUUGACAGUGUUGGAAGCUGGAGGUUCUGAAGCUGUGAAACCAAGAUGCACUCUAGAAGAAAGACAGCAGUUUAUGAAAGCAUUUAGGCAGCCAACAUCAGAUGCACUUAAACAUGGAGUCAAAAAGUCUUCUGAUAAGCAGAAAGAGCUCAAUGAAAAAUCUUUAAAUGAGGAAGGAAGAGACAAUAAUUCUAAAAACAUCAUGGAAAAUCCUAAUAUCCAAAUGGUUUCAAAUAAUGGCAAUUCACAGACACAUGCUGAUAAAGGAGGUUUUCCUAAGGAGAAAAGUAAAAAGCUGAAGAAAAAGAAUAAAAAAAUCUUAGAUACUGGUGCUAUUCCAGGUGAAAAUAGAGAGAGAAACAGUCAAGAGAAAGAAUCAACUUUUUCCUUUAAAGAGAAACAAAAUCAAAAAUGGCUUAGAAGGAUUUUAAGACAAAAGAAAACAGACGUUUUCAAAAACGGCACAUUACUUAACAGCAAAAACCUUGUUUGUGAAGGUGCAGCCGAUGAUGACCCUCCAAAAAUUUCCUCUCCGUGUAGCAAUAAGUCUCCUAGAAAAACUGGCAUACCAGUUAAGGAUAAGGUUAUACACUCUAAAGCUGAGACUGAAGACAGCUCAGUAUAUGUUUCUACACCAAAAUGAAGCAGAAGAUGUGUAAGAAGUAGCAGCACACCUGCUACAGUCAUCGUUAGAGGUACUGAUUCUGAAGACGCACAAGACGAUAGUCCAGUAAAAGCUUCCACU
Molecule: messenger RNA, 14025 nt
Organism: Mesoplodon densirostris (Blainville's beaked whale)
Lineage: Eukaryota; Metazoa; Chordata; Mammalia; Artiodactyla; Ziphiidae
Exons: 14
Coding region: 97-13923 (4608 amino acids)
Source: RefSeq, a predicted model, not a curated record